This is a messenger RNA of Benincasa hispida (wax gourd), 1279 nucleotides long. RefSeq lists its product as uncharacterized. NCBI's taxonomy places the organism in Eukaryota, Viridiplantae, Streptophyta, Magnoliopsida, Cucurbitales, Cucurbitaceae. The record is from RefSeq and is a predicted model, not a curated record.
AAUAUUACUAGAAUUAGUUACGUAGUAAUUAAAGAGCUUCUCUUUCGAAAUGAAUACAACUUCUACAUUUUGUUCUAAAAUCGAAACAAACAAUUCUGGACCAAACUCUUGCUUUUAGAAUAUAAAAGCUUUUAAAGCUAGCAUUAAUAAAAUUAAGUUGAACAUUUAAUUUAUAUGUGUGUGAAGAAAACUUUUUCAAAACUAAAAAUAUAUAAAAAUACUAAUUUGAAGGAGUCAGAUGUGAUACUCUUCUCUAUGUGGAAUAAAUUAUGAUAAUGUUUGUCAAUCAAGAAGGCAUUGAUGUAGUAUAUAAAGGAUUGGAAGUGUACCUUAAAAUGCAAUGAAACUCGACAACAAUCAAGUGUUGUAUUAGAAAAAAUAGCUUUCCCAUUGCUGGAAGAUGGGGACUAUGAAACCUUUGAGGCAUUGGCCUAAGUUGCUCUCGGUGGUGGUAAUGUGCCUCAUUGCCACCACUGUUGUUGCUGCUCAACUCGACGAUGCUUUGCUGCCUAUCAAAAAGCCUGAACUUGGUGAUGAUUUACCAAAACAUCAACAUCAGAGAACUUUUUCACCAAGGAAUAAUCAUCACGCAUCCCCACCGUUGCUAAAAUAUCACCACCACCACAAGCCGCCGCCACCGAAGUAUAAGCACCAUAAGCCGCCACCACCACCAAAAUAUAAGCACCAUAAAUCUCCACCACCAUCAUAUGUUUACAAGUCUCCACCACCACCAUCUCCUUAUAUCUAUAAAUCUCCACCGCCACCUCCUUACGUCUACAAGUCACCGCCACCACCAUCUCCAUCGCCACCCUCACCUUACGUCUACAGCUCUCCUCCACCACCAUCUCCAUCCCCACCCCCACCUUACAUCUACACCUCUCCUCCACCACCAUCUCCAUCACCACCACCUCCCUAUAUUUACAAAUCACCUCCUCCACCAUCCCUCCCCACCACCUCCCUAUGUCUAUAAAUCACCACCACCUCCAUCACCAUCACCACCUCCCCCUUAUGCCUAUAAGUCUCCUCCACCACCAUCGCCUUCCACCACCUCCCUAUGUUUACAAGUCCCCCCACCACCAUCUCCAUCACCACCACCUCCUAUGUUUACAAAUCACCUCCUCCACCAUCCCCUCUCCACCGCCUCCUUAUGUCUAUAAAUCACCACCACCUCCAUCACCAUCACCACCUCCACCUUAUGUAUACAUGUCUCCUCCACCACCAUCUCCAUCGCCACCGCCCUCCCUACGUUUAUAGAUCUCCUCCACCACCAUCUCCAUCU